AGAAUGAACGAGCACGCAGUAGCUACUUCGUGUAAGUGAUAUCAAGGAAAGCAGCACUAGAUGGCUACAGAAAAUUACGACAGUGCAAGCGAGUACAAUGUUCUUGAGAUCAUCAAUACGCGACUGUUGGUUGUACUGGUUCUUGUUCCCAUCAUCUUUUGUCAUAAUCGAUACGAGUUGGAACCAACCUGAGUAGAAAAAACCAUGUGCUCGUUUUUGCUAACUUCCUGGGUUCUGCAGAACCUGUCGUUCUUGAACUUUUUUAUGCAGCGACGCGGCCCAGACGUUACGACGCACAUACGUCAAAAUGGUUUUUCAUUCGUGCACAACCUUCUGCACAUGACCGGUGAGCGAGUGCUUCAGCCACUGAGCUAUCGUGGAGGUGAGAUUCAUGUCCUUUUCAACGGCGAAAUCUACAAUUAUCGAGAGGUGGAAGAGCGGUAUAAGGAGCCACGUGGUUCAGCGGCAUCAUCAAGUAGUAUGGGUGAUACAACCGAGGAAGUCGACAUUAACUACAAACUUUUAAGUGUUGGCGGCCCUGGGUCGGAGCGUGCGGCGCAUCUGCGUCAGCUGGAUCGGAAUCAUUUUUUGCCCACUUCGCCACCGGCGCCAGUUGGCAAGGGUGAAUCUGAGAUCAAAAAAGAUCCGCGAGGGACUCCUUCUUCGGCCUCAAUUGUGCCUAGUGGAGAUGAAGCAGGGUUUGCUAGUUCCGACGGUUUGGUGAUUUACCCAGCGUAUCUGGAGCUUGGCGAGCGGUUUGCGCAGAUCCUAGACGGGGAAUACGCGAUCGCAGUGCUCGACUUCAGGCGGAACAAGCUCUUUUUAGCAACCGACGCCUUCGGCACGAAGCCGCUGUGGUAUUCAACCGACAGGGGGCUGCACGUGGCCACUUACGAGAGUGCGCUGGAGAGGCUGGGCGUGCAGGAACGCAAGCAGGUACCUCCGAAUAGCAUAGUGUUGAUCGACUUGACGACGAAGUUCGUAACUGGCACUCGCACAAACUUUGAGUUUGAUCUACGGCAGUUCAAAAUGGAUACGAGCGACUGGAUCGCCGCGUUCGUGCGUGCUGUGGCUCGGCGCGUGCGCUAUCAGCGACACGGUGUUUUUCUUGGUCUGUCCUCGGGGUACGACAGCGGUGCGAUAAACUUGGCGCUGCACAAGCUGCGCAAGCUGCACUUCGCUUACACCAUCUACGCGGGCGAAAACCUAGAUAUCGUUGGGCAGCGCCUGGAGCAAACGCAGGACAACGCGGAAGGCAAUGUAGUUCUCUUCACAGAGCAGCAGCUGGAAUCCGAGUACGCUUUUUUGCUGAACAACACAGAGCCGUUCCAGUACAAGGCGCGCGAAGGUCAGCCAGUGGCCGUCAGUGGCGACUUUGCUAGCAGUGGCUUGUCCUACAUCUGUCGGGAAACGCGCAAACGUGGCAUCCUAAUCUACCUCAGCGGCAGUGGCGCAGAUGAAUACAUAUCCGACUAUGGCUUCAAUGGCGAAAAAAUCUACCCCCACUCAAACUUUGGCGGACUCUUCCCCGACGACCUGAGUGAGAUUUUUCCUUGGCAUUCGCUGUUUCUUGGCACGCAGCGAGACUACCUCAUGAAGGAGGAGCUGAUUGCAGGCACGCACGGCGUCGAGGGUCGCUACCCCUUUCUUGAUCGCGAAGUUGUGCAGGAGUAUCUGUGGCUUCACCCGAGUGUGAAAAACUCGAAAUACAAACGGGUUCUGCAAGACUUCUUCGAGCAAGAAGGUUAUGCAUUUGUUGGUGGGAAGACCGGCUUUAACCCGCACUGGAACAUGAAGCCGGAGGGCAACGUGGAGAUAGAGCGCAUCUUUGACAAAGAGGGACAGCGGCAAGACGCGCACUACAAGUCGCAGGAUGCGGCAGCGGCAGGGCAAGGCUCGCAUCAGGACUUCGCCUCUAGUGCUUUGUCGGCUCAAGACAAGUCAAAGUCAGAGAACGUCGAUACAAGUAGUAGCUCCGAGGAGAAGGACUGGGAGAAAGGUUUCGAGGAGACUUCGGUAGUCCUGCGGCCCGAAGUGCGUGCGCAAUUGACCGAGGCAGAGGCGCGUUUCGCUGUGAGGCCAGAUUUUUCUCCGGAGACAGCAGGAACGCUGGUAUCUUGCUUACGUCGCAUUAUGUUUUUCUGGAACAGAGCUAGGAAGAGCAAUCAAGUAAAUGGGAUUGUAAAAACAGCCCACUAGAAUGAUUUGAGGUCAUCACUGAAGAUCCUAAAAAGCUUUUCUGCUUUCUCUGAGUCUUGUCAUGCUUGGACUCGUUUAACAGGUUUCCGAGCGAGCCUGCCGCGUGAAGUUUGCUGUGAAUUUGUACGCGCAUUCUUGUUGUAAGGGCGUCGACGCGCUCAGCACCGUUUCCAGUGGCGCUGGAAUCCAGCCAAUUUUCGUCGAGCAGGCGAACGCGUUCUGCUAUCCUGAACCGCUUGAGCGCGAGAUCCGUCGCAUGGAGGAAGCGCGCGUAGAACUUGCAGAGCUUUACGCCGAAGUCGACUAUGUGCGUGGCGCAAUCGAGCAGGAGAAAGAUCGACUACAGAAAUUGCGUGAGGAACUGAACGAGCAGAGCGUUCUCGUGCGCCAGGGCAGUAUGCAUCUUGUGCUCAUGCGGCACUCGAAGCUGGAGGCGGUCGCGGACAAGACGCCUCCGGCAUUGCCACCGACGAGUGCGGAGCUUGGUCUUAGCGACCACGUGCAGGUCAUCACGUGCGUUACGGGAGAGGGGACGGUCUCAGAUUUUCCGGCUUUCAAAAUCUUCGUCUCGAGCAUGCUCAAGCAGGGAGUAGGAGUAGUAAAUGUCUGCGACAACAUGGUUAUGACCUAGUAAUAUACAAAGAAGGAUAAGAUAGUAAUGCAUUUGCUCUAGUUUUCCACCACAAGGCAUAACUGUCUGCGACAACUUGCUGCCUCUGUAGUCGAGCAAAGAUCCUUUGAUUAUAGAGGAGUCUGCAACCUCAUUGCAGUAGCGACUUUCAGUUCGAUUAUGGUGUGCGACUUUGAAGUUAGUAAAGCCUAGUUGUUUAGUCAUAUUGAAGUGAUUAAGUCUUUCAUUUUCGAGUGGACGACCAUGUCUGCGCGUUUGGGACGGUACCGAGAGUAUUUGGAGAACCGCGCUGCUGAGACUCCGGAGGGGGCUUCAGACGAGCGCUUGUUCUGGGUGUCGGAUGGUAUGGAUGUUUUCUUCAAUGACAUGAGUCCAGUACUCGAGAUCGAGAAAGUGGCCAACAUAGCGGAUCUGAUCCAGAAACGCUUUCGUGCUUUCGGCAAGAAGAUCGUAGUUUCAAGCGAGCGUUUGUGCGGUUGGGGUGGAGCGCACUUGUGUACGAUUGAGGACGAGAACAAUUUUCCGCCUUCACCGACGCUCAGCAAGUACCUGAACGCGGGCGGUUACAUAGGUCGUGCGCACCACCUAGCGCAGAUGGUGUCGACGGUCAUCGGAUUCGCGGAAGACUGUCGCUCUACGGAGGAGAAACGGCGAUCUAGGGAGUGCGGCAGCGGAGAGGGCUCACCGGAUCAAUAUUAAGAAUGCUCUUGAUGAAAUUCAUUUUAUCGAUUUUGCUUAGAGCUUUUAUUGGGCCUCUUUUUUACUUCAGCGUCGAGAAGUGUGUGCGCCAGAAGAAGGGAGCUUUAUGAAACAUUACUGCCCCCCAGGUCGUGUCGUCUUAUCAGCUAUGAGGGACACGCUCUGUGGCUGGUUCCGCUCUAAUAGAAUCUUUUUAUGAAGUACUUCUGGCAGAACAAAGACACAGUGGCCUUGGACGUGUGGCAGAGCAUAUUCGGGAAUUUCAUUGAAGUUGAAAACCUUGCCUGUGCCGAUGGCUGGCGCCCGCGCUGCGCAGUGGAGCCGUGCUGCACACAAAGUGACCGCAUAGAGUUUUUCUCACCGCUGUCGCACGGAACGUACACCACGCGUGGCUGCUCAGUCUAUCGUCAGAAAGAGACGCCGCUGGAGAGCUGGGUGGUUACGCUGCAGGAGACGGCCACUAGCGAUGCAGCUUCUCUGCCCUUCUAUCCGGAAGCGCCGGACCUGUUUCUUAAGCGGCGCGAGAUGGAGAAGUGGAUUAUGGGUGGAGCACAGUACCACCAGGGAAUCAAUCAGGAGCAAGGCAAAAUAGAAGAAGGGCCGAACAACGGGGGCGCGCCGUCAUCGAUAGGACAGCAGCCGUCGGAUCUGCAUGUCUCGAGCGAUCAGGGACCAUUUCCGGGGGAAACCGAUGCUUACACUAGGCCAUGGUCGUUGCCGAUAUCCUGGCACGGGAACGGUUGCGGGAAGUGGAUUUUCAUCAUGGCUCUAGACAGUUUAAGUCGAGAGUGUCCACUUGUUGCGCAGCUUACGUCCAUCCUUGUUCGAAACCAAGCCACAAACGAUCAAGAGGUUCUCAGGCGGCUCGAGUCCAUGCAAAAAAGGCGCUGGGACGACCCGCGCUGA
Messenger RNA from Amoebophrya sp. A25, 4435 nucleotides. The record is from the annotation of a GenBank genome assembly. Lineage: Eukaryota; Dinophyceae; Syndiniales; Amoebophryaceae.